UUUGAAAGGCUUUGUCUGGUGUUAUUUCACAAUAAUGAGUGAGUGACUGCUCCUACCUGCAUAGCAUCAGAGCUGUGAUUGUUUUGAUCAUGAUUGUCUGCUACAUCUCCACUGCUUUGGCCUUUGCUGGAUCAGUUUUGGGUUGUAUGACAACUUGCUGUGCCCCUCCUGAUCCCCCUAUGGUGGUUAUUGCACAACCAGGAAUGGGUCCUACUGGCGUGGUGGUCAACCAUUCAUCCAUGCAGGUUGUUGGAGGAGCUCCAAUGGCUUAUCCACAAGGCGCUUAUCCCCAGGGUGCCCAUCCCCAGGGUGCCUAUCCCCAGGGUGCCCAUCCCCAGGGUGCCUAUCCCCAGGGUGCCUAUCCCCAGGGUGCCUAUCCCCAGGGUGCUUACCCCCAGGGUGCUUACCCCCAGGGUACUUAUGCUGGACAGGCCAUGUAUGCAGAUCAAACGGCAAAGACUCACGACAAGGCUCCCUUGGUUGUGUAAACUGUCUGCUUUGAUGACCCAAGUCAUUGUAGUGUCUUGCGUUAGUUUUGUUAUUUAGUUUUUUGUCUAAUAUACUUAUUGUAAGUUUCAGUGCAUAGCUGAUGUCUAACUCUUUGUACAGUCAUCAACUAAGGAAAAACAGCUCUUUUUUCUAUUUUGUCCACGAGGAAAAACUGAUUCAAAAUUUUUAUAUCAGGGAUGAUUCUAGUUCGUGACUGUCGUCCUCCAUCCUUACAGGUGUUGGUGUUUGAAUGUUUGAAUCAACUUUUUUAAAAGUUUUUCAUGAUUCCUUAAGUUUCUUUCUGUUCAUAUGACUGAAAGACGUUUGGGCUUUCCUUUUUCUCAGUGGAAUGUCAGGCGAAGGGCCUCGCCCCAAAUCAUACCAAGGCUUCCUUGUAAAAUGGGACUGUUAUCAGUCAUGCUUAUUGAACACUUAUUUAUCUGAAUGCAGUUGAGUGCAGACGGAUAUUUUUCUCUCCACUGUUUUAUGAUUUGACAAAGUGGGUUCUUUUUUCUUAAUGUUUGUGAUUUGGGACUGUACAACGAGAUUGCUUUUUGGUGAUUUAAGAUGCAGCUGAACAUUUUUCUGUAGCAUUUAUAGAUCUUGGCAUUCUUUUAGACAUUAGCUUGUCAAACAGGUUUCAUUAUGCGUUAGUCAUGUUACAGGGGUUACAUACAUGUUUAGGAAGCUAAAGCUUCUAUGACUUCUGUAUAUUUAAAAACAUAAAUCUGUUUAGGAUAUAGUGUUUUUUUUUUUAGGAGAGGAUCCUCUUUGUUUAGAAAGUUGCUAUAAUUGUACUGGAUAAGUUUAGAUAAGAGUCGAAGAAGUUGAGAUGGCCAGGAAUAAUGAGUGCGGUUUUAAUUGUUGCCAGCAUUUUUUACCACCAGACGAAUGAAACAGCAACCAUCGCGUUAUUCUGAUAACUUGUGUUUUAAUCUUAUCGAGAGAAAGGCUUUACGGUACGUGUGGCAGUUACUAGAUUCAAGUUACAAAAUGUAAAGGUUUUUAGUUCGGUUUCCCUAUGUUAGGUUUUAAAUUUAGCAUAUAUUGCAUGUAUUUUAGUUUUUUUAUAACACGUUUAAAGGAACAAAGCGAGCUUUUAGCGACACUUGAUGCACUGGUGAUAAAAGUUCAAUAAAUCGUUUGUUAACUCGU
Stylophora pistillata is the source of this 1644-nucleotide messenger RNA. RefSeq lists its product as uncharacterized. The record is from RefSeq and is a predicted model, not a curated record. NCBI's taxonomy places the organism in Eukaryota, Metazoa, Cnidaria, Anthozoa, Scleractinia, Pocilloporidae.